Molecule: messenger RNA, 1944 nt
Organism: Alternaria postmessia
Lineage: Eukaryota; Fungi; Ascomycota; Dothideomycetes; Pleosporales; Pleosporaceae
Exons: 2
Coding region: 1-1944 (647 amino acids)
Biological process (GO): fatty acid elongation, monounsaturated fatty acid; fatty acid elongation, saturated fatty acid; very long-chain fatty acid biosynthetic process
Cellular component (GO): endoplasmic reticulum membrane
Molecular function (GO): fatty acid elongase activity
Source: RefSeq, a predicted model, not a curated record
AUGUCUGGUGCAGGCCCCUCUCUCCACCCCGGCGACUGGCCGUCGAGGGCUGUUCUGCAGUUCCCUCCCGAUGCCGCUCCCUUGCCCAUUCCUCCCCCAUGGACUGGCGAGUCGACGUUUGCGAACCCUUUCCCGAUCCCCGAAGACAUCUACCAGGGCGCGUUGUCGUACAAGGUGCCCCUGACCAUUGCCUCCGUCUACUUCGUCACCGUCACCUAUGUCAACUGGUACAACCGCCAACACGGUAACAAGCCGUGGAGGAUCGCCAAAACCCGCCCAUUCUACGCCUUUGUCAUCUUCCACAAUGUCUUCCUGGCUGUCUACUCGGCCAUUACUUGCGUCGCCAUGAUCCGCUGCCUCAAGCACUCUUUCCCCCACUACAGCGAGCCCAACGCCGUUGUCGGUACCAUUGACGCACUUUGCAAGAUCCACGGUCCCCGCGGACUCGGCGACGCUGUCACCUACAACAACACCAACGAUGUCUGGAGCAGCCUGAACUCUAAUGUUCUUGUAGGCCCUAGUGGCCUGCCAGACCAGACGGAUGUUGGCAGAAUCUGGAACGAGGGUCUUGCUUUCUGGGGCUGGUGGUUCUACCUCUCCAAGUUCUACGAGGUCCUUGACACGGCUAUCAUUCUGGCCAAGGGCAAGCGCAGCACCACUCUCCAGAAGUACCACCACGCCGGUGCUAUGUUGUCCAUGUGGGCUGGUAUGCGCUUCAUGUCACCUCCCAUUUGGAUGUUCGCCCUGGUCAACUCUGGCAUCCACGCCAUGAUGUACACCUACUACACCGUCUCAGCCCUCGGCUACCGCGUCCCCAACGUCGUCAAGCGAACCCUUACCACGCUUCAAAUCACCCAAUUCCUUGUUGGAUCCGCUUUCGCCGCCAUCCACCUCUUCGUCUCCUACACCGUCCCCGUUUCGGUCGCAUACAAGGUCGCUGAGAAGGUUGCUCCCAAGGUCGUCUCGUCCUCCGUCUCAUCCGCAGUUGCCUCUGCUACUGAAUCGGUUGCUGAAGCCCUCCCCACCGCGACCGGUGUUGCUGUAGCCUUCCUCAGGAAGCUAAUUUACCGCGCAGCUGGUGACGAAGGUCUCGCUGAGAACAUCCCCGUCCCUGGUCAGCCUAUUCCGGUUCGCCAGCAGCAGCAAGUCAUUGCUGGAGAGCCUGUUCCUACCCACAACGCGGUCCAUGACUUCUUCCACCCUCACGAGACAGUCGAGAAGACCUUCUACCGCACUGAGUACCAGACCGUUCCUUGCGUCGACACCUCCGGCCAAGCUUUCGCCAUCUACGUCAAUCUGAUCUACCUCGCACCGCUCACCAUCCUCUUCAUGCGCUUCUUCUUCAAAUCCUACCUGCGCCGCUCCUCGCCUAACGCCAAGAAGGACUUCAAGCCUCGCACAAUCUCCGACGCAGCUGGUGACGCCAGCCGCAGCGUGGAGCGCGAGCUCGACUCCCUUGACAAGUCCGCUGAAGACGCCAUCUCCUCAGGUGUGAACAGGGCUAGGGACGCUGUUCGCGGAAGGAAGCCCACCAACGGCCACAUCAAGGACGAGCGAAAGGGUAGCAUGAGCCCGGCCAACCAAAAGUUCCUCGAGAACAUCAACCGCCGCGUCAGCCAAAAGCUCCAGGAACUCGACGAGGGUGCCGAUGCUACAAGCAAGAAGGCUAGGCAGAUUGCCAAGGAGCUGGUUGGCAAGGCCGAGGCUGCAGGUGAAAAGGUCGAGCAGGCUUACGAAGAUAACGAGGAGGACGUUAAGGAGGCAGAGAAGGCCAAGGAGAACGCCGACCGGAAUCGCAGCCCUAGCAAGCUGCCUCGCAAGCAGAACAAGAAGAACGGCAAGAACGGUCAGACCGACGAACAGGUGGCUAAGCCUGAGCAGGAGCCUGAGCCAAAGGACCUCAAGAACACCCUUGACAAGAAGGAUGGCAAGGGUCUUUUCUAG